Messenger RNA from Raphanus sativus (radish), 2770 nucleotides. RefSeq names its product extensin. The transcript has 2 exons. The record is from RefSeq and is a predicted model, not a curated record. NCBI's taxonomy places the organism in Eukaryota, Viridiplantae, Streptophyta, Magnoliopsida, Brassicales, Brassicaceae. Bases 98 to 2512 code for a protein of 804 amino acids.
AAAAAGACAUUCACAUUUUCCACUGAAGAAACUUAAAUCAAUCAACAUCCCAAAUCUCUCUCUCUCUCUGAAAGUCUUCCCACACUGUUAAAAAAAAAUGAUGAGCGGCGGAGGUAACGGAGGUAACGGAGGAGACGCGGAACGCUGGCUAGUCACGGCGCAGAAGCUCCUCCUAUCCGGCGACCUAAACGGCUCAAAAACCUACGCGAUCCGCGCAUGCGAGGCCGACCACUCCCUCGUAGAUCCCGCCGAGCUAAUCCUCGCCGUCGCCGACACUCUCAUCGCCGGCGAAUCUCGCAUCCGUUCCGAUCUCCCCGACUGGUACGCCGUCCUCCGCCUCGUCCGCCUCACUCACAACCCCGAGCUCGUCGCCACUCAGUACAGCCGCCUCGCCGUCCUCCUCAACCCUAGCCGCAACCGUUUCCCUUACUCCGAUCAGGCCUUCCGCCUCAUCUCCGACGCCUGGUACGUCCUCUCGGACCCUUCUAGGAAGGCACUGUACGAUCGGGAGGUUCAUCUGAGUCAGUUUGGGCAGUUAGGUCAGUUAGGGUUUCAGCUUUUGAACCAGCCGCCACAGUCUCCUCAUCAUGAGGAGUCUCCUCAGCAUCAAACGGUGUCGUAUCAUAACCAGAAUCAAAAUCAAUUGCCGUUUCAGCUUCACCAACAGUCGCAUUUUGCUCAGCCUAGUCAGCAGCAAGUGAUGCCGUUGCAGCAACAGUUUGGUGGUCACGAGAGUGAGAUGAUAAGGAGUGGUGGUUCGAGUAGUAGUAGCGGUAGAGACUGGAGACUUCCUGUGGAGGAAGAGAGGUCUAUCAACUUGAACUCUGCGACGGAGAGGGUGCAGCCUAGUCGUCGUUUUCAUGAUCACGAUCGGUCUUAUGAGGAGGCUUCAUCGUCUCACAGGGCGGCGGCGCCUCCUCCUUCGACUGAUCUCACUUGGUCGUCUAAACCUACUCCGACGUCUGAGCCUAUAGCUUUGCAAUCUUCUGGUCAGUUUCAGCCACCUAGGUCGUCUAAUCAAGCUGCUCAACUCUCGCUGUUGUCUUUGGUUUCUGAUCAACCUUCUGUAUCUCAGCCGAACCGCUCGAAUCAGACACAGACACAUUCGGUGUCUAAGCCGCAGCCUGUUUCUAAGCUUUUCCCAAUGUCUCAGCCGUCUUCUAACCCUCUUGCAGGGACGGGUCUUCGUGAGGCACCGAGGCCUUUUGCUGUGUCAAAGCAACCACCUACCUCUAAGCCCUUCUCUGGGUCUCAGUCUUCGUCGCAAAAGUCUAAGCCUUUUGCUGUCUCUCAGCCUCCAACGACCUCUAAGCCAUCUUCUGUGUCUCAACGAUCAUUGAACUCUAACCCCUUUCCCGUGACUGAGCCGCCGCCGCAGCGGAACUCUAACCCUUUUCCGGUGUCUGAGCCGCCGCAGCAGCGGAGCUCUAACCCAUUUCCAGUUUCACAGCCAACACCAAACACUAAGGCAUCGGCAGUAUCUCAACCACCACAGACAUCAUCUAACCCAUUCCGGGUAUCUCAGCCUAAGCCACAGCCACCACCGACCUCUAGGCCAAUCCAGGUAUCUCAGCCUCAGCCACAGCCACCACCGGCCUCAUCUAACCCAUUUCUGGUAUCUCAGCCAACCACAGCUUCUAAGCCGUUGCCGGUAUCUCAGCAGCCUUCAACUUCUACGCCAAUGCCGGUGACUCAGACACCACCACAUCAUGCAUUUCAAUCAACCAGUCACUCUCAGCCACCUGUAGCCUCUGGAGGUCCCUCUCCGCUGCCUCCUAUCUUCAAUUCAACUCAGUCAUUCCAACCACAACCGGUCUCUGCCUCCACAACUCCACCUCCGGCUCCAUCGGUCUCCACUACUCCUUCUCCGAUUCCAGUGGUCUCUACUAAUCCAUCCCCUCCGCAGCCAACGGGGGUCACUAACCAAACCCAACGUACUGAUCAGACUCCGAGUUCAGAUUCUAACCAGAAGGUUCCAAGUUUCUGGACGACUUGUCCAUACUGCUUCGUGCUUUUCGAGUAUCCCAACAUGUACGAGGAAAGCGUGCUUAAAUGUCAAACUAAGAGCUGCAGGAGAGCUUUCCAGGCGGUGAAAGUUCCAUCUCCACCACCAGUUGAUGAAGAAGAAGAUAGUUACUAUUGCUGUUGGGGUUUCUAUCCAAUAGGAUUCACAGAGACGGCUAAGAUCCCACCAGUCCAUGACUUACCAAGAGGAUUCCCAGUCCAUGGUUUACACAACAGAUCAGGAUUCACAGAGGCCACUAAGAUCCCAGUCUAUGAUAUACCCAGAACUGCACCUAAAAAAGCCUCUCGGAAGGUUUAUUAUAAUGAAGACGAAGAUGAUGAUGAAUACAUAGAUUCUGAUCCUAGUGAGGACGAAGAUGAUGAUGAUGACGACGAUGACUGGCACGUGAGUGGAACUAAAAGAAGAAAGAGUGUGAAGCAGAGUAAGCAGAAAGCGUCAACAAAACCGAGACUUGGAAAGCCUCGGAAAGUAAUCGUAGUUGAUUGAAUCAAAAAAAGGUUUCUGAAUGGAGAAGUAAGGCUCCUUUCUCUCUCUUUCUUUGUUUCUUGGCCAUGUUGUUGUAGUAGUGUUAGCUUAAUAUUUACUUGCUUCCGCAGCUUUUUUUGUAUCUUAAUGUUGUCUUUUCUCGCGGCUGUGAUUGGUCUUUUUGACCUAUUCAACAUGGUUAAGUUUGGAAGCAACGGUGCAGUAAUUUGUAAUGUUUUUUGGUUGUCUCUCUUUUUGGAUUAGUAGUUUUUGGCUGUA